Molecule: messenger RNA, 1805 nt
Organism: Rhea pennata
Lineage: Eukaryota; Metazoa; Chordata; Aves; Rheiformes; Rheidae
Gene: DCAF4
Product: DDB1 and CUL4 associated factor 4
Exons: 14
Coding region: 90-1592 (500 amino acids)
Cellular component (GO): Cul4-RING E3 ubiquitin ligase complex
Molecular function (GO): protein binding
Source: RefSeq, a predicted model, not a curated record
CCCGAAGGCCGCGGGGGCGGAGGCCUCCUGCGGCGGCUGCCGCCGGCCGCCCCGCUCGUGGCGCGCGGUUAUUUCUCUCCUUUAAAAGCAUGAAGAGAAAUUACUGGAGAGGUAAAGAAAAGCAUGGAUGGAGCAAUCGCAAACGAAGUUACCAUCGCUGUCGGUAUAGAAGAACCAAUCACAGUGACUAUGCAGAAAGACUUGAACAGGAGACGACACAGUCCCCCGUGACUGCAGGCCCCAGCAACAGUGAAAAUCCUUAUUCCAGUUUAACCCAGAACUCUGUAGCACCAGAACUGCCAGGAUUUUACUAUGACUCGGAAAAGAACCGCUAUUUUCGUCUACUGCCUGGGCAUAAUAACUGUAAUCCACUCACCAAGGAGAGCAUUCAGUACAAGGCGAUGGAAUGUAAAAGACUGAGACUCUUAGAAGAGGAAGAAAAACAAAAGAAGAAAACAGCUAGGGCUGGACUCAACUCAUCUAUGCUGUUACAUAAAAGGCAGCUGGGUUUGCUCAGCUCCACAAGUUAUUGCAGACUAGUCCAUGAAUUAAAAGUAAGCUGCAUGCAGAGGAGGAAGAUAGAAAUUCACAGUCCAGAUUCCUCAGUCGCUGGAACCAACAAUUUUAAAAUAAUUGUGGCAGAUGUCGCUUGUGAGCGGAUAUUCACUGUGAACGAUGUAGAACAUGGAGGGUGUAAAUAUGGUAUCAUCAAUCUCAGUGGUUUGGGGAAGGAGUCUCUCACUGUGGAGAUGUAUGACAAUCUCUACUUCACAAACCGCAAGGUGAAUUCUGUGUGCUGGGCGUCCUUGACUCAUCCAGAUUCUCAUGUUUUGCUGUGUCUUAUGGGAAUUGCAGAAACGCCAGGCUGUGCCAGUCUGCUUCCAGCGUCAUUGUUCAGCAACUCUAACCCAGGAGAUCGACCUGGAAUGCUGUGCAGCUUUAAGAUAUCCACUGCCUGGUCCUGUGCUUGGUGCCUGAAUCCCCAAGCAGACAACUGCUUCAGUACAGGCCUGACACGACGAGUUCUUGUGACCAAUGUAGUGACAGGGCAUCGACAGACAUUUGGAACCAGUAGUGAUGUCUUAGCACAACAGUUUGCCACACAGACCCCAGUGCUGUACAAUGGCUGCCGUUCAGGUGAGAUUUUCAGCAUUGAUGUGCGUCAACGCAACCGAAAGGGCCAAAGCUGGAAAGCAAUUCGUCUGUUCCAUGACUCAGCAGUUACAUCUAUUCGCCUUCUCCAAGCUGAACAUUAUGUUAUAGCAGCAGAUAUGGCUGGAAAGAUAAAGCUGUGGGACCUGAGAACAGCAAAAUGUGUGAAACAGUACAAAGGCCAUCACAAUGAAUAUGCUGUCCUCCCUUUGCAUGUAAAUGAGGAGGAAGGACUUCUUACAGCAGUUGGUCAGGAUUGCUACACCAGAAUCUGGAGUCUGCAAGAUGCCCAUCUGCUCAGAACCAUCCCUUCUCCCCAUCCAUCAUCCAAAGAUGCCAUUCCCAGCGUGGUGUUUUCUUCAAGACUUGGGGGUAGCCGAGGAGUUCCUGGCUUGCUCAUGGCUGUCAAACAGGAUCUCUACCAUUUCUCCUAUAACUGACGCAGUUGCUAUUCUUGACAGACCUGGGAUACAAAGCCACCAUCCUAUAGGUGACUUAAAUUGUUAAAUGACUGUGCCAAUGAGUCAAUAUAUGCUGUUGUUGCAUCUGCUUUAGUCAUGAAAUUCUGAACCUCCUUCAGCAGGUUCAGCAAGCCUUGCUCUAUACAUCUCAGACAUAUUAUAAAUAAAAGCAGAAUGCUGAUUCAUUUCUCA